Molecule: messenger RNA, 525 nt
Organism: Plasmodium inui San Antonio 1
Lineage: Eukaryota; Apicomplexa; Aconoidasida; Haemosporida; Plasmodiidae
Exons: 1
Coding region: 1-525 (174 amino acids)
Source: RefSeq, a predicted model, not a curated record
AUGCCAAACGGGCUGUCGCGCAUGCGGGCUCUCUUCACCAAUUGGGUGAGGAAUAGCGCGACGAGCAUGAGGGGGCAACCAGUGCAGGUGAGCAAGUCAAUGCUGGAGGGGAAAUCCAUACAGGCAAAUAAAUCCAUGCAGACGAGGCAGAUGACCCAAAGCGCAAGGAGCAACGGCAAAGCCAAGGCAGCGGCAACCGCAGGAGGGACGAUGUUACUCCUAUCCCCCAUCAUGUUUGAAGCAAAACACAAAGAGGAAGAAAACAACCCCAAGACAGAGUACAUAUUCAUGGCGGGAAAGACGAUCGAUUUUUUAACUCAGAAAAUCUUCGAAAAUGAGUUCGGCACGUCCAUUCUUUACUUAACUUUCUUCGUUGCGUACCUGGCCCUUCUUGCACACGACAAUAAAGUGAACCUUCUGGUGCAGAAGCUGAAAUUCAAAUACGCCAAUAACAUGUUUAGCAUUGGUCACCCCAAUUAUUCCGAAUAUUUAAACAAGCUAAGGACACCUCGGAAGGGCAUCUAA